UCUUGAAGUAUUGCACCGUCGAAAAAAUCUGAGUGUCACUGUUUAUAAUGUACUUCCCCAUUUCUCCGUUGACCAUGAAUAUCUAUCAAUAACGUAACGCACUUAAAAUUCCCUCCACACACACCCCCUUAGAGAGAGAGAGAGAAUGGGAACUCUUGCAGUGGAUUCCACCGGAAGAUUCCCUGAAGGUGGUGAAAAUGAUUCUAGGAAUCUCGACGCCGGCGCCCUCUUUGUCCUUAAAUCUCGAGGUUCAUGGCUGCAUUGCGGUUGCCAUCUAACGAUGGCUAUAGUUUCGCCUGUGCUGCUGAGCUUGCCCUUCGCCUUCACCUUAUUGGGGUGGAGCGGCGGCCUUCUUUGCCUCACGGCUGCCGGACUCAUCACGUUUUACUCCUAUAGCCUUCUCUCUAUUGUCUUGGAGCACUUCGCACAACUUGGAAGGCGUCAUCUCCGAUUCCGUGACAUGGCCCACGAUAUUUUAGGGCCGGCAUGGGGACGUUACUUUGUGGGCCCACUUCAAUUAGGCAUAUGUUACUUUGCAGUAAUUGCAUGUACACUUCUUGGUGGGCAGAGCCUUAAGUAUAUUUAUUUGCUAUCUAGACCAAAUGGAAGCAUGCAACUUCAUCAAUUCAUAGCGAUAUUUGGAGGGCUAACCCUAAUCAUGGCUCAAAUGCCAUCAUUUCAUUCUCUAAGACACAUCAACCUUGUUUCCCUUUUUUUGUGCCUUGCUUAUUGUGCUUGUACCACAGCUGGCGCUGUUUAUAUAGGACAUUCUCACAAAGCGAGUAAAACGGAUUACACAGUGAGCGGGAAAAGCAUAAAUCUUGUUUUUGGUAUCUUCAACGCUAUCUCAAUCAUCUCCACUGCUUAUGGAAAUGGUAUUAUUCCAGAAAUACAGGCCACUAUCGCACCACCAGUGACAGGCAAGAUGUAUAAAGGAUUAUUGGUGUGUUAUUCGGUGGUGAUAUCAACUUUCUUCGGCGUAGCCAUUUCUGGAUAUUGGGCAUUUGGAAAUCAAUCACAACCGUCAAUUCUCUCUAAUUUCAUUGUUGAUGGACAGCCCUUGCUCCCCAAAUGGUUUCUCCUCAUCAUCUAUGUCUUCACUCUUAUCCAAAUCUCAGCUGUCAAUUUAGUGUACAUGCAACCAACGAAUGUGGUUAUAGAGCGCAAGUUCGCGGACCCAAAGAAGCCGGAAUUUUCGAGGCGCAACGUGGUUCCGCGGCUCGUUUUCCGGUCAUUAUCGGUGGCGUCUGCGGCCACGGUGGCGGCGAUGCUUCCUUUCUUUGGUGACAUGAUGGCGUUGGCCGGCGCACUCGGCAUCAUUCCUCUAGAUUUCAUUUUACCUAUGGUUUUAUAUAACGUGGCAUUCAAACCUUCUAAAAGGAGCUUAAUCUUUUGGGUCAACACUGCCAUCGCCGCCGUUUCUACCGUGUUGGUCGCCGUUGGGGCAGUUGCGUCUGUCCGCCAAAUCAUUCUGGAUGCCAAAACUUACAAACUGUUUGCUAACAUGUGAUAAUGCACGAUAAAUAUUUUCUUUUUGUUAUUAUGAGUUUAUAAGAAUAUCAGUUCAAAAAAAAGGUUUGUAAUAACAUUUAGUUUAUAGUACUAUAUCUUAGAAGGUUAUAAAU
Messenger RNA from Salvia miltiorrhiza (redroot sage), 1625 nucleotides. Its product is annotated as GABA transporter 1-like. The record is from RefSeq and is a predicted model, not a curated record. NCBI's taxonomy places the organism in Eukaryota, Viridiplantae, Streptophyta, Magnoliopsida, Lamiales, Lamiaceae. Gene Ontology annotation, cellular component: plasma membrane. The transcript is spliced from 7 exons. Bases 146 to 1510 code for a protein of 454 amino acids.